Molecule: messenger RNA, 3441 nt
Organism: Protobothrops mucrosquamatus (brown spotted pit viper)
Lineage: Eukaryota; Metazoa; Chordata; Lepidosauria; Squamata; Viperidae
Gene: KCNH2
Product: potassium voltage-gated channel subfamily H member 2
Exons: 15
Coding region: 94-3441 (1115 amino acids)
Biological process (GO): potassium ion transmembrane transport; regulation of heart rate by cardiac conduction; membrane repolarization during action potential
Cellular component (GO): membrane
Molecular function (GO): inward rectifier potassium channel activity
Source: RefSeq, a predicted model, not a curated record
UUCAUCAUUGCCAACGCCCGGGUGGAGAACUGCGCCAUCAUCUACUGCAACGAUGGGUUUUGUGAUCUCUGCGGCUACACCCGGGCCGAGGUCAUGCAGAAGCCCUGCACCUGCGACUUCCUCUACGGCCCUCGAACUCAGAGCAGCGCCAGCACUCAGAUCGCCCAGGCCCUGCUGGGCUCCGAGGAGCGAAAGGUGGAGAUUUCCUUCUACCGGAAGGACGGCAGCUGCUUCCUCUGCCUGGUGGACGUGGUGCCGGUGAAGAACGAGAGCGGCGCCGUCAUCAUGUUCAUCCUGAACUUCGAGGUGGUGGCNUUCUUGAAAAACCCCAGUGUUGGGCCACUCACAAGUUCUAAUGACCACCAAGGUCCCUUCCAACUUUAUUGCCUUCCAGGUCGUGGUAAGUCCUUCCGGCUGAGGCUCCCGGCGCUGCUCGCCCUGGCCGGGAGCAAGCAGUCGCUACCGCAGGACGACCCGGACGAGGCGGUGGUGGUGGACCUGUCCAAGCCGAGCAGCGAGUCCAUGGUGCUGGACGAGGUCACCUCCUCGCUGGAUCCCCCUUGCCUGGGCUGCAAGGAGGAGGAGGAAGAGGAAGAGGAGCCCGAGGACCGGCGAGCCCUGAUGGAGCGCCGGGGGGAGGCCGGCGAGGACCCCCCGGUCAUCCACUCCUCGCCCCGGACUGAGAAGGCCACCCACCUCCACCUGGAGGCCUCCUUCUCCAACUGCAGCCUCAGCCGCACGCGCUCGCGCGAGAGCUUCUACAGCGUGCGCAGGGCCUCCUCCGUGGACGACAUCGAGGCCAUGAAGGGCGAGGGAGAGAAGGGCCGGGCCCACAGCCGGCACGCCAGCACCGGGGCCAUGAACAACGUCCGGAGCCACCUGCUCAACUCCACCUCCGAUUCGGACCUCAUGCGCUACCGGGCCAUCAGCAAGAUCCCCCAGAUCACCCUCAACUUCGUGGACUUCAAGGCCGAGGCCUUCCUCACCUCGCCCUCCAGCGAGAAGGAGAUCAUCGCCCCCAGCAAGCUGAAGGACCGGACCCACAACGUGACCGAGAAGGUCACCCAGGUGCUGUCGCUGGGCGCCGAUGUGCUCCCCGAGUACAAGCUGCAGGCCCCCCGCAUCCAUAAGUGGACCAUCCUGCACUACAGCCCCUUCAAGGCGGUCUGGGAUUGGUUGAUCCUGCUGCUGGUCAUCUACACGGCCAUCUUCACCCCCUACUCGGCCGCCUUCCUGCUGAACAACCAGGAGGGGCGGGACCCCCGGCCCUGCAGCUACUCCUGCAGCCCGCUCAACGUGGUGGACCUGAUUGUGGACAUCAUGUUCAUCAUCGACAUCCUGAUCAACUUCCGCACCACGUACGUCAACUCCAACGAGGAGGUGGUCAGCCACCCGGGCAAGAUCGCCAUCCACUACUUCAAGGGCUGGUUCCUGAUCGACAUGGUGGCCGCCAUCCCCUUCGACCUGCUCAUCUUCGGCUCCGGCUCGGAAGAGACCACCACCCUGAUUGGGCUGCUGAAGACGGCCCGCCUGCUGCGCCUGGUGCGCGUGGCCCGCAAGCUGGACCGCUACUCGGAGUACGGGGCGGCCGUGCUCUUCCUGCUGAUGUGCACCUUCGCCCUGAUCGCCCACUGGCUGGCCUGCAUCUGGUACGCCAUCGGCAACAUGGAGGGCAAGACCAUCGGCUGGCUCCACUCGCUGGGCGGGCAGAUCGGGAAGCCCUUCAACGAGACCACCUUGCACCUGGGUCCCAGCAUCAAGGACAAGUACAUCACCGCCCUCUACUUCACCUUCAGUAGCCUUACCAGCGUCGGCUUCGGCAACGUCUCGCCCAACACGAACUCGGAGAAGAUCUUCUCCAUCUGCGUCAUGCUGAUUGGCUCCCUGAUGUACGCCAGCAUCUUUGGGAACGUGUCGGCCAUCAUCCAGCGGUUGUACUCUGGCACUGCCCGCUACCACACCCAGAUGCUGCGGGUGCGAGAGUUCAUCCGCUUCCACCAGAUCCCCAACCCCCUGCGCCAGCGCCUAGAAGAGUAUUUCCAGCACGCCUGGUCUUACACCAACGGCAUCGACAUGAACGCGGUGCUGAAGGGAUUCCCCGAGUGCCUGCAAGCCGACAUCUGCCUGCACCUGAACCGUACCUUACUGCAGAACUGCCGUCCCUUCCGGGGCGCCAGCAAGGGCUGCCUGCGGGCCUUGGCCAUGAAGUUCAAAACCACCCACGCCCCGCCGGGGGACACCUUGGUGCACGCCGGGGAUGUGCUGACCGCCCUCUACUUCAUCUCCCGCGGUUCCAUCGAGAUCCUCCGGGGGGAUGUGGUGGUCGCCAUUCUAGGGAAGAAUGAUAUCUUUGGGGAGCCCCUCAACCUGUACGCGCGACCCGGCAAGUCCAACGCGGACGUGCGCGCCCUGACGUACUGCGACCUGCACAAGAUCCACCGGGAAGAUCUGCUGGAGGUGCUGGACAUGUACCCGGAGUUCUCUGACCAUUUCUGGUCCAACCUGGAGAUCACCUUCAACCUGCGAGAUACCAACAUGAUCCCGGGAUCCCCUGGCAGCGACGAGAUGAACGGGGGCUUCAAUCGCCUGCGACGACGCAAGCUCUCCUUCCGACGGCGCACCGAGAAAGACGAGCAACUGGGGGACGCCAGGUCCCAGCCCAAGGCCCUGCACCUCGGCCAGAACCGCCCGUCGCCCGCCUCCCCCAGGUGGGAGGCGUGCCUCAGCAGCUCGGCCCCCUCCAGCGACGAGGAGGAGAUCCCCGUCCCCGUCGCCAGGGUCACGGAGCUGUCGCCUUUCCACCGGACCGUGGCGCCCCUCGCCGUGCCUCCCUCCGCAGCCACACCCGAGCAGCAGAGCAGCGACUCCUGCAACCCGCUCUCCGGGGCCUUUUCCGGCGUGUCGAACAUCUUCAGCUUCUGGACCGAGAACCGAGAACGGCAGUACCAGGAGCUGCCUCGCUGCCCCCCUGCUGCCCGCCCCACCCUCAACCUCCCCCUGGCCGCCAGCAGCAGGCGGCACCGCGCCGAGCUGGAGGGCCGCCUGGACCUGCUCCAGAAGCAGCUCAACAGGCUGGAGAACCGCCUGACUGCGGACGUGGGCUCCAUCCUGCAGCUGCUGCAACGCCAGGCGGUCCUGGUGCCCCCCACCUACAGCGCCGUCUCCUCACCGCAGCCUCCGCCAAACGCCGAGCCCUCCUUGGGGGAACACCCCCCGCUCUUGCCCCCCAUCCUGGCCCAGACACUCUGCACCCGGACACAGAUGCCCCUUUUCCCGGCUCCCUGCGUGGACGCCGCCGAGUCCAGCGACGAGGUGGUACUGCUGAUGGAGCCACCCUUCGUGGCCCCACGGCGCCUUUCACUCCCGGGGCAGCUGGCCGCCACGGAGGACCCGGACUUGCCCCCAGAUUUGCACAGACACUGCUCGGAUCCCGGCAGUUAA